Protopolystoma xenopodis is the source of this 309-nucleotide messenger RNA. The record is from the annotation of a GenBank genome assembly. NCBI's taxonomy places the organism in Eukaryota, Metazoa, Platyhelminthes, Monogenea, Polystomatidea, Polystomatidae.
CACUGGUUCCUAUUUUACCAAGCUGCAGAUGAUGAUGCUUUAAAUACUUCCAAUUCUGCUCCAGUAUUACCUUCCAACGAAUACGAGGAACGCAUUUGUUGGCUAUGCUACGUCUCCGAAUCAGAAUCCGACCCCAUAAACCAAACAGGUUGGUGCCGGCCAUGUUCUUGUCGUGGCGCCACAGGUUGGAUACACCAAUCGUGUCUUCAACGAUGGAUAGAUGACCAGCAGCAUGGAGAUAUAUAUGCAAAAGUUAACUGCAAAGUGAGCAAAAUCAUUCAAAUGGGCAUCAAUUUGGUUUUAAUUUAA